Girardinichthys multiradiatus is the source of this 1762-nucleotide messenger RNA. Its product is annotated as germ cell-specific gene 1-like protein. Gene Ontology annotation, cellular component: plasma membrane. The transcript has 6 exons. The record is from RefSeq and is a predicted model, not a curated record. NCBI's taxonomy places the organism in Eukaryota, Metazoa, Chordata, Actinopteri, Cyprinodontiformes, Goodeidae. Bases 624 to 1724 code for a protein of 366 amino acids.
AUGAAUUGUUGAUGAAUGUCCUUGGUCAGUAUCCCACCUAAGACCUCUCUCUACAGAGGUUAUAGUAAUGUUCCCACCCUUCAAAAUAAUAUAGUUCAUCUCUCCAUAUUUAAACCCGUGCAGCUUUGUCGGUUUGUCUGUGUGUAUGUGUAGUUUUAGUCGUGUCAAGGUUAAAUCAAAUUGAAGAACUUGCUUGUACAGGCUAAAAAGCGUUAUAUGGAAAUGGAUGGGGGCAGCAACUUGAACGGAUCAAAAUGAGUCUAGGAAUCAAAUUGAAACAGAUGGAACAGAGCUGUCUGUUUUGGAUUUAUUUAUACGGCUGGAUUAAAGGCAUGUUUGUGUAUUUAUAGUGUGUGUGUGUGUGUGUGUGAUUGAGGGAUAUGCUCCCGCUCAUGUUGGAGCGCUUCAUAAAGAGUGGCAGUCGGACACCCCCGUAGAGGUCACUGUGACAGCCACAAUCCUCUGUCAGUCUACAUAGCUGCUGAAGAGCGAAGUGAAAGUGGGAGAGGGGACUCCAGCAGCAGCAGGGUCCCAUUUUUCUCACAUCUUUUACUCUUCUCUCAGAGAGGAGGCCGAGGAAAGACAUAUAAAGAAAGAGACUAAAGGAGCCUGCUCCUCCCACGAUGGCCUUCCUGAAGAGAGUUCGAUCCCCUUCCCUCUCCUUCUUCCAGACAGUCGUGUCCCUCCUCCUGAGUACGGUAGCCCUCACGUCCUCCUUCUGGUGCACAGGCAAGCAGAAGGUGCCCAAGCCACUGUGCACAGACACCAAGCUCACCCGGUGCAUCCCUGUGCCCGGUGUGUCCAACACCUCCAACAUCCAGUUCUUUUGGGAGACGGGGGAUGACCGCUUCGUCUUCCCUACCUUUCACACGGGCCUGUUCAUCAUUUGCGAGGAAAACAUCUAUGUGGAUGAAUGGGAAGAGAAGUGUCGAGGGUUUUACAGUUUGACUCCUGAAUCAGAAGAAGCAAUGAUCUGGCUGUGUCUUUCGUUGGAGUUUAUGUAUAUCGGUCUGCUCCUGGUCAGCUGCCUGCUGCUGUCCGUGCAGCUUUGCAUCAGGGCCUGGUUUCCCUCCACGCUGUGCUGGGGCCAGAUGCUCAAUGCCUUUGCAGCUGUCUUCACAGUCCUGGGAGGCCUGCUGGGGAUGGUGGGUCACAUGAUGUUCCUGCAGGUGUUUCAGACCACAGUUUCAAUGGGACCAGAAGAUUUUAAACCUCACAGCUACGGCUACUCUUGGGCGUUCUAUGUGGUUUGGCUAGCCUUCACUGUGUGCAUGGCGGCAGGCGUCUCAACCCUGAACAACUACACCAAGAAGUUCCUGAUGGUGGGACCCAGGAGUUCCUCUAGCCUCAACCCCUGCAGCUUUAACUUUGUGGGACUUCUGCCACCAGCUCCCUACUACACCCCCCCAAACCUGCCCGUUACCCUGUCUGCCCCACUGUCUGCCCCUCUGCCUGCCCCAAUGAUCUCCCACCUGUCUCCCUACUACGAGCCUCCAUCAGCUGCCUUGCCUCUCACUUCUCCAAAGCUCACGCACUCCCACUCUCUCCCCCUCACUCACUCAGACUCCUUCCCUCUUCCACCGUUCCACCCUGCACCUGCGUCCCCCUUCCACCGCCUCUCCCUGCCCUCGCCGUCUCUCUCACCCUCCAUCUCUGUUCACAUGAUGCUCCCAGGACACAAAGAGAAUCCCUUGGAUCGGGACGAGGAUUACAGCCCACUUUGAACUCCUACUGGUGCAUCUUAAUAAAUUAGAAUAUCACC